Messenger RNA from Scheffersomyces coipomensis, 930 nucleotides. It is a transcript of the gene SOL1, whose product is annotated as Sol1p. The record is from RefSeq and is a predicted model, not a curated record. NCBI's taxonomy places the organism in Eukaryota, Fungi, Ascomycota, Pichiomycetes, Serinales, Debaryomycetaceae. The coding region runs from base 1 to 930 and encodes 309 amino acids. The transcript has a single exon.
AUGUCACAUAUCACUUUAACGCCUCUGACGCCGCCUAGAUCCAAUGCAAAGUCAAGUAGGACUAUGCUGACUCCGUUGUCAUCAACUACUCCAAUUCAACAACGAAAUGGUUUGAUAACUCCUUCAACUACAUCAAAGUCUAAAAAUCCAUUCUUGUCAACUAGUAGUAAUACUGUCAAUGCUAACACAACCUUUUCAACUACUCCGACUACUUUCAAAACGCCAAGUUCAAUACUGAAGAAGAAGUCAAAUAAUUUAACUAUUCCUAAAUCAUCUGUUAAGUUAUUACCCAUAACACCUGAAUUCACUCCUCAUAAAUCUCCAAACUCACGGAAAAGGAAAAUAAUGGGUAAUCUUAGUGAUUUCUUUACUAGUAAUCUGAAUGUAGAAUCAAAUAGAAAAGAAAAAUUAUCAUUUGGUUUAUUAUUGCCAGCUCCAUCUAAAGUUGGUUCAGGAAGACAAUAUGCUAGAAAUAUGUCACAUAAGGAUAAUAUAUUCUUAUCAUCUGGUGGAUAUGGAAAUGAAGUAGAAGAAGAAGAAGCAGAUGAAACUAUGAUUUAUCGUGAGGAAGAAGAGGAAGAGGAAGAUAUGAAUAUACCUCAAACUCCAGGAAUUCAAUUGAUAAAUGAUAGUCUAGUAAACCAUUGGCAUGGAAAAUCAUAUAAUAAUUAUUAUUCAUCUGAUGAAGAAGAUAAUGAAGAACUUCCAACACCUACAAAGCUUGAAAAUCCAUUCUUGUCAACUACAAACUCUACCCCAGUACAUAAAUCAACCAUGUCUUCAAACCCAUUUGAUGACAAUUCUAAAUCAGUCAAUUACGACACACAUAUGGAAUUGGUUAAUAACAAGACAGGGCAAAGAAGAAUUGUGAAAUUAACUGCAAAUCAAUCAAGAAUCAAACCAAAGAAAUUGGAUUUCUCCGGUAUAUAA